Molecule: messenger RNA, 714 nt
Organism: Helianthus annuus (common sunflower)
Lineage: Eukaryota; Viridiplantae; Streptophyta; Magnoliopsida; Asterales; Asteraceae
Exons: 2
Coding region: 1-714 (237 amino acids)
Source: RefSeq, a predicted model, not a curated record
AUGGAAAAGGAGGAUAUUAAUGUGGUUCCAGUGUGGGUCAAGAUGCAUGAUGUGCCGUUAGCGGCAUUUACUGAGGAUGGACUUAGCCUGGUUGCUUCUAUGAUUGGGACACCUAAGAUGUUGGAUACGUAUACUGCCUCGAUGUGUGCUGAAUCUUGGGGAAGGAGUAGCUAUGCUAGAGCGCUUAUUGAAGUGCAAGCGGGGGCUGAUUUAAAAAAGAGUGUUACGGUUGCUAUCCCAUCUAUGGAUGGUAGUGGGUAUUCAAAGGUGGAGGUGAGAAUAGAAUAUGAUUGGGAGCCUUUAAGGUGCUCCUCUUGUUGUGUGUUUGGUCAUGAGGAUAACUCGUGUCCAAAGAGGCCUCAGGUCGCUUCGAGUGGGGAGACUAGUAAGAAAAUUGAUGAUUUUCAGGUUGUGGGUGCAAAGAAGAAGAAAUCUACUAAUCAAGGUCUGCCCAUGAAGAAUCAGAAGCCUAAGGUAGUGUACAGACCAGUUGUAAACCCUAAACCAAUCUCGUCCUUGAAGAAGCCGGUGAACAAUCAGGUAUCAACGUCCAACCCCUUUGAUGCUCUUAAGGAUGAUGAUGGUGGUCAGGGAGGUAGUACUGUGGGUCGUAGAGAGAAGAAGGAGAAAAAGUCGAGUGACAGGCAGGAUUCGGAUGAAGAGGAGGUCGAAGAAAUCAUGAUGUAUAGUAGACUAGGUUACGGGUUGUCAUAG